Messenger RNA from Stylonychia lemnae, 4506 nucleotides. NCBI's taxonomy places the organism in Eukaryota, Ciliophora, Spirotrichea, Sporadotrichida, Oxytrichidae. The record is from the annotation of a GenBank genome assembly.
AUGAAUUAAACUUCAUUGACAGCAGCAGCCACUGCUACCAAGUAGAAGUAGAUGGCUCCCUCUACGGAUCUCAUGAGAUCCUUCAAGGCUACCACUAAUUUGGCUUUAGGUCUCACGAAGGAGAGAAUGAAGAUCCAGCAUGAUUUACAAAAGAUUUCGCAUGGCAAGGAGCAAUUAGAGGAAUUGAAAAAGAUGAAGAAGGUGAAGGAGCCAUUCCUUACCGCAGAGGAGAAGGCCUCUAAGUAAAAUAAAUAAGAAAUCAAGGGAACUGGUUUUAAUCUGCAGAUGUUUUAAUCCGAAAAGGGAUAGAUCAUGAUUGAGAACCAAAGAGACUCUAGGCGUCAAAGACAUCUCGAAGCACUAAAGGAGUGUGAGAAAUUCGUAGAGCAAUUUUAUGAUAAUUUCGCUGAAAGAAAGAAUGAGAUCCGUGAAAGAGUCAAAGUGUUUUUCGCAGGGUCAGACGUAGAGAUUGGCAGAAUAAUGGGCGGACUCACUGAUGACUUGCUUCUAGCUAAUGAAAUUAACUAUGUUAAUGGAUAGUGGGAGAAAGUAUCGCAACAUAGAAAUGCUAGAAAGGAAGAACUUUAGCACUUAAGAGCAAGUUUUGAUGAUUUAAGACAGUUCCAGAAGAAGGGGUCUGGUGGUUAUCUCGACAAUAUGAGAGCUAAUCUAGUCAAUAUAGCCUUUUUCCUAGAACCAGAGGUCGAUCAACUUAUCAAGGAAUGGGUAACCAAGGAAAAUGACAGAUACAACAGUGAGCAUCUCUCUAAUGACUAAUUUUAUGAGGAUUUAGCACUCUAAGAAAAAGAGAAAUUCGACACUCUGUACUAAUAAUGGAAAGAUAAGGUGGUGAGAUUUCACUUGUUGAAGCAGGAAAACGCAAUUGAAUAGUUCAUUGAGAGAUUAGAGUCUAAGGAAUUUGUAAAUCCUGACUCUAGAGUGCAGAUCUUCACAAACCUAAAACAGAAGCAAUAUCAAGUGUUUAACUUGAGAAUGGAUCUGAUAUCACAAUUAGAUAACACUAAAUCAGUUGGCAUGACCAAGGAUUUCGUCAAUUCCAUUGAUGAUAGGCUUAAAGCAAUAAAUGAUGAUGCUCAAUCUGCUUUCGAUGAUUUGGUCCAGAAACUUAACAAGGACAUGGAAAAUACGAAUGAGGAUCUCGAUAUUGCACUUUAUGAUCUCAAGGAUUUCUUAUCCAAAAAUGAUGCCUAACUUGAAGAGGGCUAGACCUUUGAGGGCAUUAUAGCUGAUAAAGCUACUCCAACACUAGAAAGAAGAAAAUUAGAGGGUAAGACUCUCAUUCUUAAUGCAGUUAAGUAUCUUGAUGAUUACGACUUCAAAAUGAAUGAAACUUGCACUAACAUUGUGAACUUCUUCAGAGAGCUGGCAACUAAGAUCGAUGCAAACAAAGACAAGCUCAAGCAAACUGAAAUUAAUUUCCAAGUGACACUUGCUUCAUGUGGUGAUCAGAGUGAUGAGAUCAUUUAAUAGCAAGAGGAUGAUUUGGAUGCUAAAGUUGAGCAAAUGAGAAGAGCUAUUCAUCACGUUGAACUGAAUGAAAAAUUGCAACAGUGCUUCGAUAUGCUAGAUUAGAUAACAAGAUCUUACAGAAAUUACAAUGCAGACUAUAUUAAACUAGUUGAAGCUCACCCACAAAGCAUGAAUGUAUUCUUUAACGACUUUGAGAAAGAUUGUAUGACUGUGUUCAGGAUGUAAGAUGAAUCAAAGAGAGCUGAGAUUUAAGUAUUAUUCCAAAAGGAGACAGAAGAGAGAUAAAAAAAACUAGAAGAAGAAGCACUGAAGAAAUUAGAGGAAGAAAAGAAAUAGGAGGAGGCUAAAAGAGCUGAAGAUGAAAAGACUAAACCAGCUGCAGCUAAAGGAAAAGCACCACCCCCUCAAAAGAAAGGUAAGGAACCAGACAAGCCAGUACUAAACGUUCCUUAGUUACAAGUACCAUAAAUUUAGGAAUAUAAUUCAGUCAAUGGCAAUAAAUAUCUAAUUGAAAGGACACUUGAUGAAAUCACAACAAAGAUCAUGGAUGUAAACUAGGAAACCCAGACUGAUUAGCCAAAUUAGCAAGAUGGUGGAGAGCAUGCUAAUCCAAAUCAACCGGUUGCUUAGCCAAACUCUCAACUUUCUUAUAUGGGAGAGCAAUCAACAGAAAAAGAACCAGUUAAUCAAGAGUCUAAAUUUAGAGACAAUGAUUAUUAAAUUAAAGCUAACAUGAAUCCACCUCAAGAUCCUGAUGGAAAUGAUACACUUAACAGAGAUCUGCUAAUAAAUAAAAAUGAGAUUAUAAGAAUACUUUAAUCUGCAAGAGACAAAUGCUUCGAAUGGCUUGGCCAAGAAAAAUCAAACUACUAAAAGAAAGUUUAAAGAGAGAGUAAGGAUCUGAUUGAUAAGAAUGUGGAUGAGUUGGAUGAAAAUCUAAGAAAGCAAUGGCCGAGAAAGGGAAGACUUGAAGUUGAAGUAUAUCAAGAAAGAAAAGCUUAAAUCACUGCCCAUAAUAAAAAAUAUGAGAGGCAAGUUAGGAGCUGCCUGGAAAAGUAUAACCUUCUCGAGGAACAGUGGGAAUAUGUAGUUGAAACUAUAGAAAAAGAGUUCGCUAAUUAUCAAGUAUAGUAAGAUAGACUCAGAGGUGCUCUACCUGAUGGUAAAAACCUUGCUGAACUAUAAGGAGUAUCUAGAAAAGAGAAAGAUUCCUGCCAAACUUUUGAAGAGAAAUGUAGGGAGUAUCAAGAUAAAUUAUAUGACAUUGCAGUUACAUAACCAGAUAUUCUAAUUCUGUAGAACAAAGAAAUGUUAGACUCUUGCGUGCUUUUUGAAAAAAGAGGUAACUACUCAAGACCAGAGGUUGAGUGGUAUAGAGGAUAGAUGAAGGAGAUUGAUAACAUGAUCAAGUAAUCUAAAGCUGACAGAGAUGCAAAACUAAAAGAUGUUCACUCAAGAAUGGAGAAAUUGAUGAAGGAACCAUUGGAUAAAUUUGAAAAAGAUUACAAAGGCAGCAUUCAUAAUCUUAGUGCUAAAGAAGGUCUAGGUAAAACUUAUGGUCAGCCAAGAAGACUUGCAUAAGAGAGACUAAGAAGUGAAAUGACUAAAUGUGAAACAGCUCAAAAGGGUAUUGAGCAAUUAAUUGAGAAACUUAUGUAAUUGUGUGCCAGAUCAAAGUCAGACUAUUCUGAUAACUUUGAUUACAAUAAGGAAAAGCAAAGUCUUACAGUUGAGAUUAGAAUCAAUUUAGUUUCUCUGAUAAGAUGCAUGAUUCAUUAUGGUGUGCACUUAGCUGGAUUUAUUAAAGAGCCAAAAUAAGUUCCAAGGUUAACCUAUAUUGAAAAGUAAGCUGAAGUCGAACUUACUGCUUCUGAACAAGGUCAAGUAGAUGAGAAACGUAGAGAUGAGGAGUUAGAACAUCUUGGAACUCUAGGGUUCAAAAAUGCAGCAUAGUUAAAAUUCCCAGAAAUGUGCUAGCAGAUAGAAAAGCAAUCAAAAGAUUUAUGCGUUAAAUUGUACACUGGAGAGAAUGCCAAAUACUUAGUAGGACCGGAGAAGAUUCCUGAAUAUCUAACCUCCUUCUUUGAGGGUAUGAGAUCAUAAGCAGAGGGAUUUAGAUUAGGAUCUGUAAGGUAGCUUAGAGAGUCUGCUCAAAAGUUGGUUGAAUUUUCCUAAGAAGUGCCAACAGCAGUCUUUGGAUAUCUAUAUAGAAAAUAUACAACAAUCAUUUAAAAAGAACUAGGUGUAGAAGACAAAAAGUUUAGAACAAUCAAGAAGAACGACGAUGAAACUAAAGAAAAAAAUCUUAAGUUAUUCAGGCCAAAUCUAGAAAAUCCAGCAAAUAAGUCUUUAACACUGGAGUUGAAUCAGAAGGAGCAAGAAAGGACUGAGUAGUUUAAAGAAAUAAUAGAUGAGACUCAGCUUAAGAUGCUUGAUGUGGAGCAAGAUAUUUCAAUUGACUUCCAUAAUGCCUAUUUGAACAACAUGAGGGCAGUUCUUAAGAUAUUUGACUGCUUGCUCUAUAAAGAAGACUUUAUACUUCUGCCUGGUGAUGAAAUUGUUGAAAAGAAGCACUAAAAUAUAAAAAUGCUUACUGCUUAAGCCUAGAAAUAGGAUUUAUCGAAAAGAUCUACUAGGAAAUGGCCAGGAUUAGGGCCAUCUAUCUUUGAGAUUGAUUUUGCCUCUCUGUUUGAUCACUAUAAAGACCUUAAAGCUGAAGAAAUUCCAGUAUAAUAGCAACCGCCUCCUCAAGCGAAUUAAAAAGGUGUAGAUCCAAAUCUGAUUUAGCAGGACCCAAAUAAAAAUGAGAUAGCAACAGAGAUAGACAUUCCAAACACAGAACAUCACAAAAUGAUAAUAAAAGCUAGAAAUGAAAACUAUCAGCAGUUCAAAUAAAGGUUUGAAAGCAGUAUUUAGCAAUUGAUGCAAAAAUUCGAUGGACUUAGAAAGGAGGAACUUAGAUUUAACUCCUAUUGGGCUCAAAAUCUAAAGGAAAUUACACAAAAGCAUAUAUGA